Messenger RNA from Coregonus clupeaformis (lake whitefish), 2974 nucleotides. Its product is annotated as long-chain-fatty-acid--CoA ligase ACSBG2-like. Gene Ontology annotation, molecular function: long-chain fatty acid-CoA ligase activity. NCBI's taxonomy places the organism in Eukaryota, Metazoa, Chordata, Actinopteri, Salmoniformes, Salmonidae. Gene Ontology annotation, cellular component: membrane; endoplasmic reticulum. Bases 449 to 2341 code for a protein of 630 amino acids. The transcript has 14 exons. The record is from RefSeq and is a predicted model, not a curated record.
UCUUUUAUUUAAGCAAUUACAAGAUGUCUGACCAACAGGAUUCCGUUGUCACCAAUGGGGUUCCUGUCGUAGAAAAGAGUUCUGAGAGUUGUGUGAGUGACAUUCCUCUUGGAGAAACCAAACAGUUAGCACAAGUUGCGAAACUCCAACAGAAGGAUAUCUACUCCAGUCCCCUCGUCAACGGAGGAGUAGUAGAACAUACACAACCAAACUCUGAGUCAGAGUCUGAUGGAGAAGACAAAGACAGCCAGGAGACAGCUGCUGUAGAACCUGCAGUGAUAACCCCAUCAAGCAUACCUGAAGCAACAGCCAAACCACCCAGAUCACCUGGACUAGAGGUGAUCUGGCUUUCUCAGGUGCCUCGGUGCCCCUGAAGCUGUCGGAUGUGUCCCUGGCCCCAGCAGAGCAGCUCUGGUGCACCUCCAGGGACCAGGCAGUCAAGCUGAGGAUGGCUGAGACGGGGCCGGGAUCCGAGGCCCCCAUGACCGUCCACCAGAUGUUCUUGAAGACGGUGAAGAUCUAUGGAGACCUGCCCGCGGUGGCGUCCAAGAAAGAGGGGCAGUGGGUCACCCUGAACUGGAGGGAGUACUACCAGCAGUGCCGAGCGGCGGCCAAGAGCUUCCUCAAGUUGGGGCUGGAGCGUUACCAUGGCGUCGGUAUUCUGGGCUUUAACUCUCCCGAGUGGUUCAUCUCAGACAUCGGCUGUAUCCUGGCUGGGGGUUUUGCUGCAGGCAUAUACACCACCAACUCCCCCGAGGCGUGUCAGUAUGUGGCAGACAACUGUGAGGCCAACGUCCUGGUGGUGGAGAACCACAAACAGCUCCUCAAAAUCCUCCAGAUUAAGGACCAGCUUCCACACUUGAAAGCUAUUGUUCAGUACAAGGAUGAACUGCAACAGAAGCUGCCAAACCUGUACACUUGGGCUGAGUUUAUGAAGCUGGGCGAGGAGGUGUCUGAUGAACUGCUGGAUGCCGUGGUGGACAGUCAGAGGGCUAACCAGUGUUGUACGCUCAUCUACACCUCUGGAACCACGGGCAACCCCAAAGGGGUCAUGCUAAGCCAUGACAAUAUUACCUGGACUUCAAAUGCGGCGGGCGCCAUGACAGGUCUGCAACAUGGUGUGGAGUGCGUGGUGAGCUACCUGCCCCUGAGCCAUGUAGCUGCCCAGGUCAACGACAUGUGGAUCGCUAUGAGAUUUGCAGGGGCAACGUAUUUCGCAGACCCAGACGCCCUGAAGGGCUCUUUGGGGACUACUCUGAAAGAGGUGCGCCCCACCAGUUUCCUGGGAGUUCCCCGUGUGUGGGAGAAGAUGCAGGAGAAGAUGAAAGCCAUCGGUGCCAAGUCCUUUGGUAUGAAGAAAAGAGUGGCUGACUGGGCUAAAUCCAUCGGAUUGCAAGUCAGCUACAGUGCCAUGAAUGGUGAGAACCUGGUGCCCUGGGGCUUCAUGCUGGCAAACAACCUGGUGUUUAAGAAGGUUCGCUGGGCCAUGGGCCUGGACCGCUGCAAGAACUGCUUAACGGGGGCCGCACCCAUCACUAAGGAGACUCUGGAGUACUUCAUGAGCCUUAGCCUCCCCCUGUAUGAGCUGUAUGGGAUGAGUGAAAGCACCGGCCCUCACACCAUCUCCUGGGAGAAUAACUUCAAGAUCAUGAGCUGUGGAAAGGUAGUGGUUGGCUGCCAGACCAAGUUGGAUAAGCCAGACGAGGAUGGGAAUGGUGAGAUCUGUUUCUGGGGGCGUCAUGUGUUCAUGGGCUACCUGAACGAGCCAGAGAAGACUGAGGAGGCCCUGGACCAGGAGGGCUGGCUGCACUCUGGAGAUCUGGGCAAGCACGACAAGGACAACUUCCUAUUCAUCACAGGGAGGAUAAAGGAGCUUAUCAUAACAGCAGGAGGAGAGAACAUCCCACCUGUACCAAUUGAGGAUGCAGUGAAAGCAGAGAUCGCCAUCAUCAGCAACGCCAUGUUGCUCGGAGACAAGUUGAAAUUCCUCUCCAUGAUGCUCACGCUCAAAUGUGUAGUCGACGACAAUGGUGAGCCGACGGAUGAGCUGACCCCAGAGUCUGUGGCGUUCUGCCAGCAGCAUGGCGUCACGGCAACCAAGGCCUCUGAGAUCAUAGCCAGUAAGGAACCAGCUAUUUACAAGGCCAUCCAGGAGGGCAUAGAGCGCGUGAAUGCUAAGGCCACCUCCAACGCCCAGAGAGUCCAGAAGUGGGUCAUUUUGGACAGAGAUUUCUCCAUAUCCGGGGGGGAACUGGGACCUACCAUGAAGCUAAAGAGGGGGGUUGUUGUCAAAAUGUUCCAGGAGAAAAUCAACGAGAUUUAUGGAAUGGCACAAGAAUAACAGAGGAACUCAACAAGGACUAGAGAAAAUUGGAAGACUGUAGUUAUUGGACUAUUAAAUGCAUAUGUAGACAUUUGAAUGUGUCUCGUUCUCCAGUAACUAGAGAAUUAUCCCAUUGGUAUCUGCUCCAUAUCAAUAUUUAUGCUGUUUUAAUGUACAUAAGAUUUCACAGCAAUGAUAUUUGCACUUUUUUUGUAAAUAAACCGUAUAAUCAUCAUCGCCAAAUCUAGUGUCCACAACAGUGAAAGCAGUUUGUGCUUCUUGUAAGCUACUCUGCAAAAAUUAACUGUUAUUGCAACCAUGGCAAUAGUUUCAAAGUCAUAUCACUAUCAUAGGCUUUUUAGUUUAUUAUUUGUUAAAUAUAUGAACAUGUUUGCAAAAACCACUUGUUAUGUUCUCUCAAGAUGUGCCAGGAGAAUCUAAGGAGAUACCAAGGAGAAUGUAAAUGUAGCAAUGCUAUACUGUACACACUUCAAGUAAAUGAGAAUGCUAUCAAAACAAAAUCAUUGUAUCAUUAAUGUAAUGUUUGUCAAGUGAUUCCAUCGUUAUUUGGAUGAUACACUGUAAUAUUAAUUUUGUAUUAGAUUUUAGCCAAUUCUUUUCCAUGUACAUUAUAAUAAAUAUUAAAAUGUU